Molecule: messenger RNA, 1284 nt
Organism: Homarus americanus (American lobster)
Lineage: Eukaryota; Metazoa; Arthropoda; Malacostraca; Decapoda; Nephropidae
Product: keratin-associated protein 10-11-like
Exons: 2
Coding region: 1-1284 (427 amino acids)
Source: RefSeq, a predicted model, not a curated record
AUGUGUCAGUUAGACAGUCUCUCCCUACUCCACAUCAGUCACUCCCCCACAGUGUGCCAGCCACAGUGCCACACUCCCUACACAGUGUGCCAGCCGCAGUGCCACACUCCCCACAGUGUGCCAGCCACAGUGCCACACUCCCUACACAGUGUGCCAGCCGCAGUGCCACACUCCCCACAGCGUGCCAGCCACAGUGCCACACUCCCUACACAGUGUGCCAGCCACAGUGCCACACUCCGCACACAGUGUGUUAACCACAGUGCCACACUCCCUACACAGUGUGCCAGCCACAGUGCCACACUCCGCACACAGUGUGUCAACCACAGUGCCACACUCCCUACACAGUGUGCCAGCCACAGUGCCACACUCUGCACACAGUGUGUCAACCACAGUGCCACACUCCCUACACAGUGUGCCAGCCACAGUGCCACACUCCGCACACAUGUGCCAGCCACAGUGCCACUCCGCACACAGCGUGCCAGCCACAGUGCCACACUCCCUACACAGUGUGCCAGCCACAGUGCCACACUCCACACACAGUGUGUUAACCACAGUGCCACACUCCCUACACAGUGUGCCAGCCACAGUGCCACACUCCGCACACAGUGUGUCAACCACAGUGCCACACUCCCUACACAGUGUGCCAGCCACAGUGCCACACUCUGCACACAGUGUGUCAACCACAGUGCCACACUCCCUACACAGUGUGCCAGCCACAGUGCCACACUCUGCACACAGUGUGUCAACCACAGUGCCACACUCCCUACACAGUGUGCCAGCCACAGUGCCACACUCCGCACACAGUGUGUCAACCACAGUGCCACACUCCCUACACAGUGUGCCAGCCACAGUGCCACACUCUGCACACAGUGUGUCAACCACAGUGCCACACUCCCUACACAGUGUGCCAGCCACAGUGCCACACUCUGCACACAGUGUGUCAACCACAGUGCCACACUCCCUGUGCCACACAGUGUGCCAGCCACAGUGUGCCACCACAGUGCCACACUCUGCACACAGUGUGUCAACCACAGUGCCACACUCCCUACACAGUGUGCCAGCCACAGUGCCACACUCCGCACACAGUGUGUCAACCACAGUGCCACACUCCCUACACAGUGUGCCAGCCACAGUGCCACACUCUGCACACAGUGUGGCAACCACAGUGCCACACUCCCUACACAGUGUGCCAGCCACAGUGCCACACUCUGCACACAGUGUGUCAACCACAGUGCCACACUCCGCACACAGUGUGCCAGCCACAAUGCCACACUCAGCACAUAG